CCAUGAGAAGGCCAUUGAAGUUGUGCCACCCUCCACCUAACACAUUUCACCCUAAACAUUUAAGCCCAGUCCAACUCUCCCUCAAGCGUGACUAGUCAAUAAGGUGUAACAUGGAGGAUUGUUCAGAGUCAUCACACUGGGUGUCUUCAUCACUGCUGGGCUCGGAUCCUCUGGCGGCCUUCUCCUCUGAGUCCGGUCUGCUGCCUCCAGGAGAAAACGGCGACACCUUCUUCUCCUGUCAGGACACAGAUUACACCAGCCUGUCCUCCUUCUUGUCCAGUUCCAGUCAGAGUCGAGCACAGUCCACCUAUAGACACAGCUCGGUCCGCCAGGUGUUUUCCUCACCGAGCCUCUUCAGUAACUUCCAGUUACUGGACGGGUCGACCGGUCACUCCUUGGGCUUACCCUACGACUCCACAGCCAGCACCUGGAGCAGCAGUCCUCUGACUAAAACCACACUUCCGACUUCUUUGUACACGGGUGUCAACCCCACCAGGGAUGGAUACUCGUCUCCAAGCAGGGAGAACAGGGAGAGCCCCCAGCCUCAGGAGGGUCUCAAGGCAGAGCGUUUGAGCCCGCUGGAAGGGUCGACGUCCUGCGGCAGUUUUCUCAACCUGACCCCCGCCGCCGGGAGUGUGUACACGCCGUCUCCCCACUCCCAUCCGCACAUGUUGAGCCCUUACAGCUCGUACAUGACGGCCUCGCAGGAGUACGGCGUGGCCAGCUACUACAGCAACCCCGGGGCCUGGAUGAGCCCACAGUACUCCCCGAAACUUUGCAACAAGAUGAGAAUAUCAACGCCGGAGGCCCGAGAGUGCGUAAACUGCGGAGCCACAGCGACCCCCCUCUGGCGCCGUGACGGAACAGGCCACUAUCUCUGUAACGCCUGUGGACUGUACCAUAAGAUGAACGGCCAGAACCGACCUCUGAUCCGACCCAAGAAGAGGCUGAUCGUGAGCAAGCGGGCUGGCACGCAAUGCGCCAACUGUCACACGAGCACGACAACGCUGUGGAGACGCAACGCCAGCGGCGAGCCAGUGUGUAACGCUUGCGGACUGUACUUUAAACUACACAACAUCAACCGGCCUCUCACUAUGAAGAAAGAUGGCAUCCAAACACGCAAUAGGAAAGUGUCCAAUAAGAACAAGAAGAGUAAGAAGGCAGCGAUGUUGGAGACGUUCGGAGAGAUCCCCCAGCCGUCCUCCAUGGAGGACAACGGCGGGCCCUUUGGCCUCAACCCCGCCGCUCUUCUGUCCUACAGCCACGCCCCGCACCUCAUGCCGACCCCGUCGCACCUGCACGCCGCCGCUCCUUUACCGUACACGCACCACCGCAACAUGGGCAUGGUGCCAACUUUAGUAUAAACGAGACCCAGUUAUUAUGUAAAUACUCAAGCAAACUUGAUUUAACUGUCUUUUUCUAUUAUUCACGGCGUGAAGUUAUUCGUAUUUGUGGUCAAGGCCUGUUUGUUCAGUGUGUCAGCACAUGUAAAUAACAAGCAAAUGAAUAAAAUGUGUGAAUUGAAA
Nerophis lumbriciformis (worm pipefish) is the source of this 1526-nucleotide messenger RNA. RefSeq names its product GATA binding protein 1a (gene gata1a). The record is from RefSeq and is a predicted model, not a curated record. NCBI's taxonomy places the organism in Eukaryota, Metazoa, Chordata, Actinopteri, Syngnathiformes, Syngnathidae. Gene Ontology annotation, cellular component: nucleus. Gene Ontology annotation, biological process: cell fate commitment; positive regulation of transcription by RNA polymerase II; negative regulation of transcription by RNA polymerase II. Gene Ontology annotation, molecular function: zinc ion binding; DNA-binding transcription factor activity, RNA polymerase II-specific; RNA polymerase II cis-regulatory region sequence-specific DNA binding.